UCUCAUUCGUAAAGAUGAUCUUCUUCUGGUUUAACGGAGGACGUAAAUACAUUUCAUUUAUUUCAAUCCCUCUAUAACUUUAUGUAAAUUAAAACUCGAUAACAUUUAGAUCUCCGUAUUCAUUAAGUUUCAUUUCAUUUUAUUCGAUCGUACAAAUUCAUUAUUACUAACUCAUUGCAUGUACGAGAUUAUUAAUUUUUUCAAACUGCAACUUACGAUUCCGUAUGAUACAAUUAUGCGGAAUAGUAAAAGUAACAUCAAUUACAAUAAUUUUUGUUAAACGCAACGAAAAAAAGAAAGUUACAGAGGGUUAACGAUAACAGCUAGAUAUAUAUAGACAAUAAUUUUACUGUUUAUAUCUUUUUCUACGUUUCCACGCUUUGUCUUAUCAAUUGUUUCCAUUGAAGCAAUAAAAGAUCUUCUCCGCGCAAUGGAGGAAGAUUGGAAGGAAGUAUCUACGAAGGAAGAUGAAACGAAAAUGAUGAAAUACGCAAAAUUUAGCAAGAAUCUAGCUAUGAGUGCAACCCUUAUCUGUUAUGCUGUCAUCGUUAUAUAUACUAUCAAGAGAUGCCUAUCGAUGCGUACCGAGGGUCGUCUUCUAUUCUUCCCUGCGUAUUUUCCAUUUGAGGCAAUGACUAGUCCAACAUUCGAAUUUAAGUUCAUCGGUCAAAUGAUAGGUACAACUUAUUAUACAGUAAUGUAUACGUCAGUGGAUACUUUCCUAGCCAUGUUGAUCCUUCACGUGUGUGGACAACUUUCGAGACUACAAAACGUUCUCAUCAAUUUGAAUUCCGCUACGAGACAAGAAUUUCAAAUCAAAUUAAGUUACAUCGUUAAGAGGCACGAUUAUUUGAACAGAUUCAUCGAUACGAUAGAAGAUCGAUUCAAUUUAAUGCUCCUCUUCCAAAUACUCGCUUGCACCGUGCAACUCUGUAUGGAAUGUUUCCAAGGACUUUUGUUAAUGGUCAGUGGAAAAAUGCAAGUAGUAGAGAUUGGAUUCUUCGCACUCUACAUCUCUUACGUUCUACUUCAAUUAUAUCUCUACUGCUACGUCGGUGAAAAACUUUGGUCCGAGAGUACCGAACUUGCUACUGCCGCAUACGAAUGUAAAUGGUACGAUUUACUACCGAACGAGGCUAGAUGCCUGAUAUUGAUAAUCCGUCGAGCACGAUCACCUUUGCGUCUGACAGCAGGAAAAUUCUUUACUUUAAAUCAUGAACUUUACAGCAGCGUAAGUAAUCCAAAUGAGCCACUAAAAAAUGAAUAAUUUCUUUUUAUGACGAAAUAAAUUACAAAUCGUAGUUAAUAAAAAUGAGAUACCUGUACGUUGAAAUUGUUAUUACAGGUUUUGAAGACGUCAAUGGGCUAUCUAUCUGUUUUGCGUGCAACAAUAAUGAAAGAUGAAUGAUAGAUUCAAUUUAAUUUAGACAUUAUUAUAUUAUCAUAGAAUCGAAUAUAUUCGAACAAAAAAUAUCGAAAUCAUAUGGCAUUUUGUUCGUAGUUCCUUUCAAGGAUUAAUUAAAUCAUAAUCCUGUCAAAUUUUCUGUAUCUUUCUUCUUCUAUCAACACUCUCUCUCUCUCUCUCUCUCUCUCU
Messenger RNA from Vespa crabro (European hornet), 1594 nucleotides. RefSeq names its product odorant receptor 13a-like. The transcript is spliced from 4 exons. The coding region runs from base 431 to 1267 and encodes 278 amino acids. Gene Ontology annotation, cellular component: plasma membrane. The record is from RefSeq and is a predicted model, not a curated record. Gene Ontology annotation, biological process: sensory perception of smell; detection of chemical stimulus involved in sensory perception of smell. Gene Ontology annotation, molecular function: olfactory receptor activity; odorant binding. Lineage: Eukaryota; Metazoa; Arthropoda; Insecta; Hymenoptera; Vespidae.